UCCGCCACAGAAACACGUGUGAGUAAGACAGACCUGGGAUUAACGGUAAAGGUGCGUUGAUGUAUUCUUGACGUCCUUAUUUUGCACUGAUCAGAUCAUUUUUCGGACAGGUGAGUUCAUACAACGAGCCGAGAUAUUUUCUAACAGAAAUAUAUGUAAAAUAUGGAAAAAACAGUGAAGAACAAGAAAGUGAUUAAAACCAAAAACAGAAUAAAAACAAAACAGAAAAAUACAGACAGAAUUGUGGAAGGCAAGAACAGUGUAGAGUUAGUGGAAAAAAUGGACAAAAUGCAGUCAAUGGCAGAAAAGAAACCUUUAGUGGGGAAAAAAUCUGACCAUGAGACUAAGAAGCUGAAACAGAAUAAAGAUGAAAUUGAUGUGCCUGAUGUUGUCAAAUCAAAUAGAAAAAUGAAAUCAGGGAAGACUUCAGAUAAUUUGACUACAUUAGACAACUUAAAGAAAAAGAAAAGGAAAAUGUCACUUUCUGAAAAUACUGACCAUACAAAUUUAGAUCAUGAUCAAGAACCUUUGAAAAAGAAGAAGAAAAAGAAGUCAGAAAAGUUUGAUGAAUCAGAAUUUAAAAGCGGACAUAAAGUGUUGAUGGAGAAAUCAACCAAAUGUUUAUCGGCCAGUGCUAGUGAUGAGCUACCUUCAGAUGUCAGUGAGAAAAAUAAGACAAAUGAUAAGAAUUCAGAUGUAAAGAAAGGCAAGAAAAGGAAGAGUGUUCAUGAGUCCGGGGGGAAAUCGCAAAAACAUUUAUCUGUCAGAGCUAAUGAUGAGCUUCCUUCAGAUGUCAGUGAGGAAGAUAAGACAAAUGACAAGAGUUCAGGUGUAAAGAAAGCAAAGAAAAAUCAGCAAACAGAAGACAACAUUUCAGCAGAAGCCGAGGAAGACAGCAGUGAAGAAGGUACAAGUCCUGUGGUACCCAAGAAAAAGAAGGAUAAAAAGAAAAAGAAGAAGAAGGAAGUAAAGGAUACACAAGAUGGUGCUGAAGACACAAGUAUUUCAGCCCAAACUGCUGCCAUUGACUAUCUUAAAACUUGGUCAGAGGACAAAGUCAACUGGAAAUUUCAAAAAGUCCGACAAGUGUGGUUACUACAACACAUGUAUGAUGAUUCCAAGGUACCCAACACAGACUUUGACAGAUUACUGCUUUACUUGGAAAACCUGAAGGGGAAAGCAAAAGAAGCAACACUUGAUAAAGCUUCAAAAAUUAUUGAGGCUGAAGACAGUAGUUCUGAUGAAGAUAACAAUGAAGAUGGAAAAACUAUGAGAGCACGACAAGUGAUGCAAAUGCUGAACUGAACAGAGAGGGACAUAACUUGGACUUUAAUGAUGGUAGUCUACAUGUAGGGUGGAGGUUUAGGUAGUUAGUAUACCAGAUGGUGGACUGUACUUCACUGGAAGGAUAAUGCUGUCAAGUCUACAUGCUUACAUACAUGGCAGCUUAUCACAUGAUAUAUAUAUGUAUAUACUAUAAAUUUCUCCUGAACUUACUAUUGCUAGGUGAAAAUAAUAUGCUACAGAUUAGGCAUUCCUUUUCAUAUGUAUAUAUUUUGGAAUCCUGUCACGAUCUGCAUUUUCAAGUUAACAAUACAAGAAUAUAAAUAAAGUAACAAUACCACAAAGCA
Pecten maximus is the source of this 1631-nucleotide messenger RNA. RefSeq names its product cylicin-1-like. The coding region runs from base 163 to 1305 and encodes 380 amino acids. Lineage: Eukaryota; Metazoa; Mollusca; Bivalvia; Pectinida; Pectinidae. The record is from RefSeq and is a predicted model, not a curated record. The transcript is spliced from 5 exons.